UCCCUUUCAUAUUUCUCUUACCUUAUGAAGCGAUAAAUGGAUUCCGAGUCUUACGGUCAUCCUUAUCCUAAUCAUAACCAAGCAGAGACAUCCAACGAAAACCUUGUGCAUGAACGAAGAUCGAGCGUUGUAGAAGCUUGUAUCGACUACUAUGGAGACGAUUAUAAAUUCUCAACACAAGAAGAUAUCAAGCCCACCUCGUCGUAUUCUACACCUUCCAUCACUCAGCAAGCUCAUACCAACUCACUCGAUGCAACAGAACGUAUGCAGUUUUUACGAGAAAUGGAACAAGCAAGGGAAGAAUUGGCGGAAUUUCGACGCAAUAUGGCCGGAUUAGUACAGCAAAUGGAUGGUAUUGCCGUAGAUUUGGAAAAAUCCAAGGAUAGAGUGUUCGAGAUAGAACAAGAUUUAACAGCGACAGAGGAAGUCAAUGUGAAUCUUCAAGUAUUACUAGAACGAGCAGUCAAGACACAAAAGGAAUCGGAUGUAUUUGCGACGCAAGCCAUUCGGAACAUGUAUUCGGAUUUAGCCUCGGUUGUAUACGAAAAUAAUCAAUUGCAAAGUCGACUUGUGUCGAUUGAGAAUCAUCAACGUGAGCAAAAGGGUAGUGUGCACGAUAUUGUGAAGCGCAUGUUUGAAUACACACAGAUGCUUGAGCAGGCUCAAGGUACGAUUCACAUGUUACAAGAACCCCGACUUGUGAAAUCAACUACCUCCUCAUCUACCACCACCAGUACAUCCCGAAGAAACAGUGUACUUUCCUUUUACAAUACGGAGGACGAUGAUGAUCAUUCAUUUGUCUCUCAGACUAAUAAAAGACCCUAUGUCCAAUCCCCUCCUUUAGGUCCUCAAUCCACUACUACUGCCAUAUUAAAACCACAGCAAGGUCUACGCAUGCUCUUCGAUAGUCAUGCUGGUAACCAACUUGGCCUCAGUACCCUAGCAACCACAACAAAAAAAUAAUCAUACAUAUAUAUAUAUAUAAAAAGAAAUAGCCUUAAUAUUAAUAAAUAAUUACCCUUCCCGUUCCCUUUUUUUUUUUUUUCUUCUCUGUAUAUGUAUAUUUAUUUUUUAACCAACGAAUCCCUCUCUUUCUUAUAUAUAUAUAUAUAAUUAGCACGAGUUUUUUUGUUUGUUUCCCGUGUGUGUGUGUGUGUGUGUG
Molecule: messenger RNA, 1162 nt
Organism: Mucor mucedo
Lineage: Eukaryota; Fungi; Mucoromycota; Mucoromycetes; Mucorales; Mucoraceae
Exons: 6
Coding region: 37-963 (308 amino acids)
Source: RefSeq, a predicted model, not a curated record